AUGGCCACGCAGGGGGGUUCGACUUUGACAUCUGAGAUCUCCACUCCAGCUGUGGUUACGUCCGAGGAAAGCUCCGCCACACUUACUCACUCAUCAACACCCUCCUCGUCAUCUUCUAGUGCCACGCCAAGAGAGACUGCAAGAGCAAAGCUUCUCCACAGUGAUUACUUCACCGCUAUCGUUCACGACCUCUUCCAGCGCCCAGACUACAGAGACUGCGAGCUCUCCUACGGGAACAUCGGUCUCCUCCUCUUCCCCUGGCACCAGUCCCACAGUUACAUCGGGCUCUCAGGAGACCAGCACAACCAUCCCCUCCUCAAGCAGACAUCCCACCUCCGCACCAGUUCCACACAUACAGCAGGCUCCGUGGAGACCAGCACACUCAUCAUCUCCUCAAGCAUCCAUUCCACCUCCAGUGCGCCACUCUCCAGCAGCCACAGCCCGACUACACACUCCACUUCCACGGCCACGCAGGGGAGUUCGACUUUGACAUCUGAGAUCUCCAUUCCAGCCUUGGCUACCACCAGUUCCACACAUACAGCAGGCUCCGUGGAGACCAGCACACCCAUCAUAUCUUCAAGCAUUCAUUCCACCUCCAGUGCGCCACUCUCCAGCAGCCACAGCCCGACUACACACUCCACUUCCACGGCCACGCAGGGGAGUCCCAGUUUGCCACAUGAGACGUCCACUCUACCUGCUCUUACCUCAGAGCAAAGCUCCUCCACAGUGAUUCCUUCACCGCUAUCGUUCUUGACCUCUUCCAGCGCCCGGACUACAGAGACUGCGAGCUCUCCUACGGGAACAUCGGUCUCCUCCUCUUCCCCUGGCACCAGUCCCACAGUUACAUCGGGCUCUCAGGAGACCAGCACAACCAUCCCCUCCUCAAGCAGACAUCCCACCUCCGGUGCACCUCUUGCCAGCAGCCACAGCACAACUACUCACUCCACUCCGCUUACAUCAGAAUAUAUUCCCCCCUUGCCAACCGCGACCUCCACUAUAUCGACCGCUUCGCCCCCCACUUCUCCAGUUGGUCAUUCCACGCCAAACGCGUCUGAAUCCGGCACCAGCUCUCCGGCCACACACUCCGGCCUCAGCACUCCUGAAGUGACCUCGACUCAGCCACCAGCGAGCUCGACCCUUUCGUCUUCUCCUUCGUGGCCAAGGACCACCACUGGGAUUCUUCCCCCCUCAUCUCAGCCUCCUAGGCCUCCGGGCACUUCUGCCCCUCCCCGUCUUACAAGUACGGCAGCCCCCUCCACCACAGCGGCCCCCAUCACUUGCCUUAAUAACGGGACCCUCGUGGGGAAUCGCUGCGACUGUCCCCCUCCGUUCUCUGGGCAGCGGUGUGAGAACGCGAUGGAUGAGGUCCCAGUGGCGACUGUUGUGGCCACAAUCAAAGUCUUUGUGAACGUGGAAAAUGUGCAGUUCCAGAAAGGGAUGGAGACCCCAGGCUCCGAGGCCUUUGGAAAAUUUGUGAAGAUCUUUGAGCAGCAGAUGGGCUUACUCUACAAGGACGUUCCUGGGUACCAGGGUGUCCGAGUGAUCAAGCUCAGCAAUGGCAGCGUGAACGUGGACCAUGACGUCCUCCUCGACGUUACCUUCUCGACCUACAACGCGUCUUACGCAUCAUCUGUGCAGAACCUCACGCAGGUGCUGGAGCACAACCGGUGCUCCUCCAACAACACCCAAGAUCGCCUGUGCUUUAAGCAGAGUUUGACUCAUGUGACUCGAACGUUCCUGAGCCCUGCAGACCUGUCGGAGGAAUGCAAAAAGCUGGUGCCCCCAGAACUCCAGCAGUACUACAUGGCCGUCAACAUCAGCGACAAGCUGCAGUGCGUCUCCAACUGCAGCAAAUGGCACCCGGACCCCUUCGAAUGCCGUAACGGGACAUGCCACAUUGAGAAGGAGGGGCCCAAAUGCUAUGUCGUGACUGCGAGCCCUCCUACGGGAACAUCGGUCUCCUCCUCUUCCCCUGGCACCAGCCCCACACUCACAUCGGGCUCUCUGGAGACCAGCACACCCAUCCCCUCCUCAAGCAGACAUCCCACCUCGACUCAGCCACCAGCGAGCUCGACCCUUUCGUCUUCUCCUUCGGGGCCAAGGACCACCACUGGGAUUCUUCCCCCCUCAUCUCAGCCUCCUAGGCCUCCGGGCACUUCUGCCCCUCCCCGUCUUACAAGUACGGCAGCCCCCUCCACCACAGCGGCCCCCAUCACUUGCCUUAAUAACGGGACCCUCGUGGGCAAUCGCUGCGACUGUCCGCCUCCGUUCUCUGGGCAGCGGUGUGAGAACGCGAUGGAUGAGGUCCCAGUGGCGACUGUUGUGGCCACAAUCAACGUCUUUGUGAACGUGGAAAAUAAGCAAUUCCAGAAAGGGAUGGAGACCCCAGGCUCCGAGGCCUUUGGAAAAUUUGUGAAGAUCUUUGAGCAGCAGAUGGGCUUCCUCUACAAGGACGUUCCUGGGUACAAGAGUGUCCGAGUGAUCAAGCUCAGCAAUGGCAGCGUGAACGUGGACCAUGACGUCCUCCUCAACGUUACCUUCUCGACCUACAACGCGUCUUACGCAUCAUCUGUGCAGAACCUCACGCAGGUGCUGGAGCACAACCGGUGCUCCUCCAACAACACCCAAGAUCGCCUGUGCUUUAAGCACAGUUUGACUCGUGUGACCCGAACGUUCCUGAGCCCUGCAGACCUGACGAGGUCCUGCCAGGAGCUGCUGGCCCCAGACGUCUGCCAGUAUUACGUGGGCCGCAACCUCAGCAACCAGCUCCAGUGUGUCUCCAGCUGCAGCCUGUGGCACCCGGACCCCUUCCUCUGCUCCAACGGAAAAUGCUACCUCCAGCCUGGGGGCGCCCACUGCUACUGCAAGCAGUCAGACGCCUACUGGUUCACGGGGCGCCGGUGUGAACAAAGGAUCAGCAAAGUCGGGGUGGCCGUCGGGGUGGCCUUAGGCCUGCUGGUCCUCCUGCUGGUGAUUCUCCUCUUGGCCGUCCUUGUCUGCUGGAAGGCAUGUUGUCAGAAGGAGAAAGGCGACAGGCCCUGGAGUCUUCCUCGCGACGAGGAGAAGCUGUACGAGAACGAAGCGGAGUGGGCAGCCGGGCCCCGAGGCGUCGCCCUCCCCAGUGCCCCAGAGCCUCUUGACGGCGGCAGCGGCAGCACUGAGGAGCCGGAGAGCUGGUCAUCUUCGGAGCAGGGAUCCUUCCGACCCCGCCUGGACAAAGUGGACACAUCCCUGCCGAGACGGAUCGCUCGGCCCCAGCUGACCCACCAGUGACGAGGCAUGGCACGGGCAACUGACCCGCCGGCCAGGAGCCCCCCCCCCCCGGUCUUCGGCUGUGGGUGCAAAAUGCUGCGUCUAGCGGGGGGAGGGGGGGCAGGCCGUGUGCAGGAGAGGCGGAGGAGCGGAAGCCGCUGCGGGACCUGCUGCCCCCCUCCCGAUGCCCGCGAUGCCCUUCGGCUGAGCAGCCCCUGCCGGAGCCUGCAGAGAUGAAGGCCUCUGGAGGCGCAGUGGGGCUCCCAGACUUCAGGCCCUCUGAGGCCUUGUGCCCCUCCCCGCCCCGCCCCACGGAGCGACAGCACCGCUGCUGACCAGGGACUUCUUCGUGGGGCUUCUGGGCACAAAAGGCCUCUUGGCGAGGGGCUGAGCAGUCUCUGCAGGUCAGGGCUGGUGGCUGGCGGCACCCCUUGGAUUCUGGGGGGGGGCACUUCACGAGAGCCUCCACGGAGUGCUGCGUUGGGGGCCGAUGAUGUUGCCAAUCCACUAACAGACUCUGAUGGUCUCAGCGCUGUAAUGCUGUUCAUGGUGUGUGUGUGUGGGGGGGGGGAACAGGGCGUAGACUUCUCCGUUUCUUCGGGGGGGGGCGGGCAGGGCACAUGGGAGGAGAGCUGGUCUUAUGGUAGGCAGCAAGCAUGAAUUCUCCCCUUUGCUGAGCAGGAUCCACCCUGGUUUGCACUUGAAUGGGAGACUCCAUUUGUGAGCACUGUAAGGUAUUCCCCUUGGGGGACGGGGCCACUCUGGGGAGAGCCCCUGCCUGCUUGCCUGCAGAAGGUCCCAAGUUCCCUCCCUGGCAGCAGCAUCUCCAAGAUCGGGCCGGGAGAGACUCCUGCCUGCCACCUGGGAGAAGCCGCUGCCAGUCUGUGUAGACAAUGCUGAGCGAGAUGGACUGAGGGUCUGACUCCGUAUAACGCAGCUUCCUUUGUUCCUGUGGCUAAACCCGGGACAGGCACAGGUGUAUCCAUCUAUAUGCUUUCAUUAUUUAUAUUUCUAUAAAUCACUCUUCACCAAAACUGAUCACAUUGGUUUAAAAAUGGGAUAUAUUUUUUCACUUUGUAAAUUGAAGCUGGCAAUCUACAAUAAAAAACUCAUGAACUCA
This is a messenger RNA of Hemicordylus capensis (graceful crag lizard), 4372 nucleotides long. RefSeq names its product mucin-3B-like. Bases 1 to 3273 code for a protein of 1090 amino acids. The record is from RefSeq and is a predicted model, not a curated record. NCBI's taxonomy places the organism in Eukaryota, Metazoa, Chordata, Lepidosauria, Squamata, Cordylidae. The transcript is spliced from 21 exons.